Messenger RNA from Didymella exigua CBS 183.55, 285 nucleotides. RefSeq lists its product as uncharacterized. The transcript has 2 exons. The record is from RefSeq and is a predicted model, not a curated record. Lineage: Eukaryota; Fungi; Ascomycota; Dothideomycetes; Pleosporales; Didymellaceae. The coding region runs from base 1 to 285 and encodes 94 amino acids.
AUGGCCAGCUUCAGCACGAAAGUUCGUACCGUUGGAAUGACUCGUGAGCGCAUCUCAGAUGACCACUGGGAGCUCAUCGGGACCGAGGAAGAAGCAGCAGGCCACGACCGCGAGUCGUACAAACACAGUCUGCAACUCAAAUCCGUGUUCCACAGCCAACAUGCCUCCGUCCCCCACUCCGACGGCGGUCUAGUCCUUCUCUUCCGGUUGAGAGGGUUCUUGAGGUCGCCGCAGAAGGUGUGUGAAGUCGGGCUGGACGAGCCGCUGGUGGAGCAGGGGGGAUAG